This is a messenger RNA of Olea europaea var. sylvestris, 1596 nucleotides long. Its product is annotated as auxin efflux carrier component 6. Gene Ontology annotation, biological process: auxin polar transport; auxin export across the plasma membrane. The record is from RefSeq and is a predicted model, not a curated record. The transcript is spliced from 6 exons. Lineage: Eukaryota; Viridiplantae; Streptophyta; Magnoliopsida; Lamiales; Oleaceae. Gene Ontology annotation, molecular function: auxin efflux transmembrane transporter activity. Gene Ontology annotation, cellular component: endoplasmic reticulum; plasma membrane. The coding region runs from base 55 to 1596 and encodes 513 amino acids.
UAAAAUUAUUCAUUCACUCAACUUCUUUUCAAAGAGCUACAAAGCAAUUUAAAGAUGAUAAGUUCAGAUGAUUUCUACAAAGUUAUGUGUGCAAUGGUGCCUCUAUAUUUCGCAAUGUUGCUUGCUUAUGGUUCGGUGAAAUGGUGGAAAAUAUUCUCGCCGGAGCAGUGCUCCGGCAUCAACCGGUUUGUAGCCGUAUUUGCAGUUCCGGUACUGUCGUUCCAUUUCAUAUCUCAGAACAAUCCAUAUGAAAUGGAUAUAAAGUUCAUUUUGGCUGAUACUUUGAGCAAGGCCUUUGUGCUGUUUUUGCUAUCAUUUUGGUGUAUUUGUAAAGGAGAAUUGGACUGGUUGAUUACUCUUUUCUCAGUUUCUUCUCUGCCAAAUACAUUGGUUAUGGGCAUUCCUUUGCUCAAUGCCAUGUAUGGAGAAUUCACAGAGAGCCUCAUGGUCCAAUUAGUUGUUUUACAGUGCAUUAUCUGGUACACUUUGUUACUAUUCCUAUUUGAGUAUAGAGCUGCAACAAUAUUAAUCCAUAACCAGUUCCCUGGUCACACAGCUGCCUCUAUAACAAAAUUUGAGAUCGACAAUGACGUCAUAUCCCUAGACGGUCGGGACCCACUUUGCACGGAAUCGAUAAUUGACGACACGGGACAUAUUCGGGUGCGUAUCAGACGAUCAAUAUCAUCUGCUCCAGACUCUAGACUAUCAUCCUCAAUUGGACUCACCCCUAGGGCAUCAAAUCUCUCCAAUGCAGAAAUUUUCUCAAUCAACACACCAUCUCGGUUGAACGAAUUUCACAACGAAUUAGCACUUGGAUACCGGUCCACGAGUCCUAGGUUAUCGGGGUACGCCUCAUCCGAUGCCUACUCUCUCCAGCCUACACCUAGGGCCUCGAAUUUUAAUGAAUUGGACAUAACCACCAUGACAACCACUGGAGUAGUUACUCCCUCAUGGGCUAGAUCUCCGAUUGUCAAAAAAAUCUGGCAGUCGCCUGGAAUACGUAACAGCGGUCGUGACGGCAAUGACGAUGUUGUUGAUGAACAUAUUGGAGAUAAAGAUCUUAGCUUCAGAGAUUGUGCAAAAAUUCAAGUACAAGAGGGAAGGGACGAGAUGACUACAUCAACCAAUCAAGAAAUGCCACGUGCUUUGGUGAUGCUAAGAUUAAUUUUGAUCAUGGUUGGAAGAAAGCUUUCUCGAAAUCCAAAUACCUAUUCAAGCGUUUUAGGCCUUGUUUGGUCCCUAAUCUCAUUUAAAUGGAAAGUAGGGAUGCCCAGUUUGGUGAAAUACUCUUUCAAAAUCAUUUCGGAUGCCGGGCUCGGAAUGGCCAUGUUUAGUUUGGGGUUAUUCAUGGCACUUCAACCUCGAAUAAUUGCAUGUGGCACUAAAAUGGCAUUAAUAGGGAUGGCGAUUCGAUUUGUGGGUGGACCUUUACUUAUGUCAACCGCAUCUUUCGCAACUCAAAGGGCUACAAAUAUUUUAGAAUAUGACAGUCGCAAAUGCCCAAUCCCAUCAAGUUUCAUAGGCAGACAAGAUAACAUGAUUCAAGGAUUAAAGAGGAGACUGAAAUUGAUAUGUUUUACCACUUAUGUCUCUUGA